Aspergillus viridinutans is the source of this 1938-nucleotide messenger RNA. Its product is annotated as alpha-actinin, sarcomeric (f-actin cross linking protein). Gene Ontology annotation, cellular component: plasma membrane; cell projection; cortical actin cytoskeleton. The transcript has 4 exons. Gene Ontology annotation, molecular function: calcium ion binding; actin filament binding. The record is from RefSeq and is a predicted model, not a curated record. The coding region runs from base 1 to 1938 and encodes 645 amino acids. Gene Ontology annotation, biological process: muscle cell development; actin cytoskeleton organization. NCBI's taxonomy places the organism in Eukaryota, Fungi, Ascomycota, Eurotiomycetes, Eurotiales, Aspergillaceae.
AUGUUGACGGUUGAAAAGUCCUGGGUUAAUGUACAGCAGAAAACUUUUACUAAAUGGCUUAAUGACAAGAUCAAGGUUCGAGGCAUCUUGAUCGAUGACCUUGUGACCGACCUCUCCGAUGGCGUUAUCCUCAUCCACCUGCUCGAAAUUCUCGGCGGAGAAUCCCUCGGCCGUUAUGCUUCCAAACCCAAGCUUCGCGUGCAAAAAUUCGAGAAUGUCAACAAAAGUCUUGACUUCAUCAGAGGGAGGCGGAUCCAGAUGACGAAUAUCGGAGCGGAGGAUAUCGUCGAUGGCAAUCGGAAGAUUAUUCUGGGUUUGAUAUGGACGCUCAUCUUGAGAUUCACUAUCAGCGACAUCAAUGCGGAGGGCAUGACUGCUAAGGAGGGUCUUCUGCUGUGGUGUCAGAGAAAGACCGCUUGUUACGAGGGGGUAGAAGUCCGCGACUUCUCUACCAGCUGGAAUGACGGUCUUGCUUUCUGUGCUCUCCUCGAUAUCCACCGACCGGAUCUGAUCGAUUUCGACGCCCUGGACAAGAAUGAUCAUCGCGGGAACAUGAAGCUAGCGUUCGAUAUUGCGGCAAAUGAGAUUGGCAUUCCUGAUUUGCUAGAUGUGGACGACGUCUGCGAUGUUGCAAAACCUGACGAACGGUCGCUGAUGACUUAUAUCGCCUAUUGGUUUCAUGCCUUCUCUCAGCUGGAAAGGGUGGAAAAUGCGGGUCGGCGAGUUGAGAAAUUCAUCAACAAUAUGCAUGGUGCCUGGGAGAUGCAGAACUCAUACGAACGGAGGAUGAAAGAACUCUUGCGUCUAAUUAGAGCUCAGCGCGAAGGAUGGAAGAAUGCAUCGUUCGAGGGAACUUACAAAGACGCUAAAGAACAAGCUCGCCAGUUCUCCUUAUACAAGAGAAACGAGAAACGACGGUGGGUCGCCGAGAAAUCAGACCUUGCUGCUCUACUGGGUAAUAUCAAGACCAAACUCAGCACCUAUCGGCUCCGUCCGUACGAUCCGCCGGAAGAGCUACGCCUCGAAGUCUGUGACCAGGAAUGGGAGCUAUUGACUCGUGAUGAGCACGAGCGGAGCCAGCUCAUCAACGAGACCAUUCGGGACAUCAAGAACGCUCUACGCCGAUCCUUCGCGGACAAGGCUAAUGACUUUGCACUCACACUGAAGACCUUGUCUCUUGCUAUUUCUGGUCUUGACGGCGAUGUAGAGGACCAAUUAGAGCAUGUCAAGAGACUCAAUGGCAAUCUCCCUCCACUCGAUGCUUUCUUAGAAACAAUUGCGGAACUUGACGAACAGUGCGUCGAAGCGAAUAUUGAGGAGAACGACUUCACAACAUAUACCUUAGAUGAACUCUCUUACGAACUGAGCUUAGUCAAAUCAAGUAUCUCCAAGAAGCUCGCGUUCCUCGAGAACCAGCUAGUUGCCCGCAAUAUGACCAACCUGACUCCGAUCCAAUUGGAAGAGUUCGAAUCUGUCUUUAGACAUUUUGACCGUGAUUCAUCGAAUACACUUCACGAGCUCGAGUUCUCUGCGGCCCUCGCUAGUCUUGGACUUGUAUACGACGAGGAAGAAAUGCACCAGGUCUACGUCGAAACUUGUGGGCCGGCCAGGCUAGCGCAGAAUGCUGGCGUCAGCUUUGAGCAGUUCAUCCACUUCAUGGUCAGCGUGACGGAAGAUCAGCAUACUGCAGAGCAGGUCUUUCAAAGCUUCCGCGAAGUUGCGGACGGCAAGCCCUAUGUCACAGAACUUGAUCUCCGCCACUCGCUCAUUCCGGACGAAGUCAUUGAGCACCUUGUGCAGACAAUGCCGCUACAUCAAGGUCCAGAUCUUCUAGAAGAUCGAGACCUUCCCAAGUAUGACUAUAUCAGCUUCAUGGAAAAGAUGAUGGAGCAUAACAACAAGAACAAAGAUAGCUCCUCUGUCAACGGUGACCACUAA